ACUCUGCAUUCACUAUAUCUGGUCUCCCCGAACCCUGCAUUCACGAUAUCUGGUCUCCCAGGACCCUGCAUUCACUAUAUCCGCUCUCCCCGGACCCUGCAUUCACUAUAUCUGGUCUCCCGGGAUUCUGCAUUCACUAUAUCUGGUCCCCCCCCCCCCCCCCGACCCUGCAUUCACUAUAUCUGGUGUCCCCGGACCUUGCAGUCACUAUAUCUGGUCUCCCCCGACCCUGCAGUCACUAUCUCUGGUCUCCCCGGACCCUGCAUUCACUAUAUCUGGUCUCCCAGGACCCUGCAUUCACUAUAUCUGGUCUCCCCAGACCCUGCAGUCACUAUAUCUGGUCUCCCCGGACCCUGCAUUCACUAUAUCCGGUCUCCCCCGGACCCUGCAUUCACUAUAUCCGGUCUCCCCGGACCCUGCAUUCACUAUAUCCGGUCUCCCCGGACCCUGCAUUCACUAUAUCUAGUCUCCCCGGACCCUGCAUUCACUAUAUCUGGUCUCCCAGGACCCUGCAUUCACUAUAUCUGGUCUCCCAGGACUCUGCAUUCACUAUAUCUGGUCUCCCAGGACACUGCAUUCACUAUAUCUGGUCUCCCACAGUACACAAAACACGGAAGCGCAAUUAUUUUUAGUAAAUAUAAACUGCUAAAUACAUUUUCUCAUCAGCAGUACCAGUAGAUCAGUCUUGUGACUUCUAUCAGUGUCCAGCAGAGCAAAUGUUAAAGCUUGUAGGAGGAGUUUUCAUUCUGUUCUAGGAGGAUGCAAAAUCCCUGAUCUCUGUUUGGACAGUGCUGAUUGGUCCUGUGCUGAUCACAUGCACUCUCCCAAAAAAAAAAACCCUCUCUAGCAAUACACACCAAACUGCGCAUGUGCAGAGUGACUCCACACGAUAUGUCUUACCAGAAGAUAAGAGGAGGACACUGGAAGAAGGGAAGGAAUCAGAGAAGUCAGGGUCAAACAGCCUUUUUACACAAUGCAGCGGAUUAA
Messenger RNA from Staurois parvus, 987 nucleotides. Lineage: Eukaryota; Metazoa; Chordata; Amphibia; Anura; Ranidae. The record is from the annotation of a GenBank genome assembly.